AUGGCCGCGUCAAAUGACUGCACGGGAGAAAUAUCUUCCUUUUCGGCCAUAUUUCUGGGAGUCUUAAAUGGCGUAUCGGGAUUUGCUGCUGUCGUUGGAAACCUUUUUGUGCUAGUAACGUUUAUAAAGAGCGGGUCACUUCGACAGCCGUGUUACUAUCUGAUGGUAUCUCUAGCGUCAAUGGAUAUCUUAGUUGGCUUAGCGGUUAAUCCUCUUUACAUUGCCUUAACGAACUUUAUCCCCUGGCAGUACAGAGAAGAGCAUCUUCUCCAACUGGAAAGCUUCUUCGCCAUGACCAGUUCUAUGAUAAUCAUGCACAAUUUGACGGUGAUGAGCGUGGAGCGGUACAUCGCUGUGACAUACUCAUUGCGGUAUCGCACACUCGUUACAGACAAACGAAGUUACAUAGCCAUUGCUUUCGUGUGGACUUUCGGCUUUACUCUUAAUGGGCUGUAUUUCGGCACCAGCAACGACGACCUACCAAAGUUGUGGAUAACGUGCGGAGUCUUGACCGGCUUUGUACCUAUGGCGAUCAUCUUCUACUGCUACGCAAAGAUUUUUCGAGCAGCGCGCAGACAGUCCCGAAGAAUAGCGGUUGCUGAGCGCUGUGUUUCUAAUACAGGCUCAAGGAACGAUCGCGAGGAGAGCACAGACAUUGGAAGUGAAAAAUCGAAUGUAAAGGAGAUAAAGAGAGCCAGAAAGGCUGCGUGGGGUGUCGCCAUUGCAUUUUUGAUAGUGAUGGCCCUUUCGAUGCCUGUAACUGUUAUCAGCAUUCUGCAGAUUGUUUACGCGGGGGACGUGUGUCGCCGAAGAAGUAACAACCGAGCGUGGUUUUGGGGAGCAACUGUAACACUCCUAAGCUCCGCUUUAGACCCUUGGAUCUAUGCGAUGCGGAUACGAGAGUUUAGGCAGUGUUUUAGGCGAGCAUUUCGCUUUAGCUGAGUUCUGUUGCGAUAACUUUGGGGGGUUACUGAACACUUAGCGCGUAUUUAAGCCCAUGGAUUUUACGCAACGCGGAUACCAGAGCUUAGACACGGGUUUGCUAACAUUUCGCUUGAACAAACUAGCUCGUGUUGUGUACAAAAUAACAAGCACUGCGAUGUGAAGAUCAGUACGUUCAGAGCAUAACAGGCAAAUGGAUCUCUGCAAUGCGUCGAUUGAUGCGACCAUUUAAAUCGCGAUUUUAGCGAACAUUUUGUUCUCUCUCACAACCUAUGCUAGCAAAUAUUAGAUGCGAGGAUGAGUUUGAUCUAGGCUAGUCGAUUAAAAACAGCAGAAGAAUAAUUAAAAGAAAAUGGGUCCAUCGUGAAUAAACUAGAUAGCUCGCAUAGCACGCGGUGGCCAUUUUGCCGAUAAAAGGCUUCGACUAUUUGCAACCUCAUUAAAAGGGAGCCGAGAUAAAUCACAUUAAAAUGAAUUGAACGUUGGAAUAAAUAGAACAUCGUUGAAUCAUUUAGAUGGUACGUGCAAUUAACAGGUAGAUAGGUUCUAAAUAACUGCUUAGGGUUUCUGGAUUAGAAACCAAAAGGGACUUAAAAUACAAAAUAGGAUACCCUAUUUAAGUACUCUGUAAGAAACUUGGAAACCAUAGAGACCAUAGCCUAUAGCUAUAGCCUAUCCUGCGACGCGGCAUAAACCUAUACAACUGACAUUCGGACCCCUCCUCGGCGCUUAUGAGGUACAAAGCACCGUGUUUUAAAAAUUUUGGUAAAAAAUCAAUUUGCGAAGAAAAUCACACGUCCCUCUUUGAGGACAACAUAUAUCUCGUUAUUUACCUGUAUAUAUAUGCCCAUUAGUUAACGCUUUUACUGCGGGCGUGAGUGAUGGAGUUUCGUAUGCUGUAGCUCUACAUACUAGUCACUAAAUAAAUAGUACCAUGUAAAAGUCCUGCUGACGAGGUUUCAUUUGAAUGGAAACACCAGAGGAUUUCAUCCACAGACUCAAAAAUUAGAACUACAAACUAAAUAAAUAGUACCAUGUGAAAGUACUGCUGAAGAGGUUUCAUAUGAAUGGUAACACCAUAGGAUUUCAUCCAUAGACUCAAACAUUAGAACUACAUACUAAAUAAAUAGUACUGUGUGAAAGUACUGCUGAAGAGGUUUCAUUUGAAUGGUAACACCAUAGGACUAGUUGUCCAAAGACUUAAAAGCAUGGUACUAUUUAUUUAGUAUAUAGUUCUAACUUUUGAGUCUGUGGAUGAAAUCCUAUGGUGUUACCAUUCAAAUGAAACCUCUUCAGUAGUACUGUCACAAGGUACUAUUUGUUUUACAGCAUUUUGUUUGAUGAUGUUAAGACAUUUUGGUAAAUUUUGACAUUGGUCACCUUUGGCAGUGAAAGGGUGAAAAUGUUAUCCAUAGAGAAACUCAGUUCGCAACUUCCCGACGUGACGUCGGGUCAUAGUCAUACAGAGAGGGUAUUCACUUGGAAUGCAUUUUAAGACUUUCGUAUAACAAAUAGUAACAUCGCAUGGCUGCAAAUAAAUUCUGAAUUUUUUGUUUUAAAAAGCGGGGACAGUUCAUUAUUUCAGGUUUGCACGAAUAAGUAAGAUACUCCUUGUUCCUAAUGCACCUCGUAUUGUGGCUAUAGAAAGAUUAUCCCAAUUUCGAUUAAAACGGCCCAGCGGGGGACUUUAUGCAAAGUCAGUAUAAAACAAGUUAUGGAACUGAAGAUUAGUUCAGAAUAACAAUGAUAAGAUAUAAAAAACGCUUGUUAAGUGCGCGAGUUUAAUAUUUAAUGAAGUAAAAUAUUCACACCGUUGCACCUUUGCUGCAUGGUUAAUUCUGUUACCGUCGAGGAAGUGACGGACAUUAUAAUACUGAUUUUCUCGAACGCUGUUUCCAUCAAACAAUUCACAACUUGGUCCAUUUAUUACGAGAACAUUUUUGAUUUCAAAAAGAGAUACAAAAAGUGAAGCCCGGUUAAACACCUUAUCUCUAACUUACAUGGUUGAAUUCUGUCGCUUACAAUUAAAUUACAAUAAGCACACAGUGUACGUUUAGAUAAUUUGGCUAAGAGUUUGACACAGCUCCCGAUAUUCACUAGUUCAAUCUGGAGCAUUUUCCGGCCGCCAAUGAUUAAUUUCGAAGUUUAAUUACACUCACCCUGGAAUUAAACUACGUUCGCGAAUUGAAUAAAGCAAGCACCUGCUUCUGUUUAAAAAAAAAACAAAUACUUUUAAUAGCGUAAAAAAAAUUGGUUUACCUUCACUGUGUUCAAGUAUUUGUUAUGGUAAUUUUUUUCAUUUUAAUUAUGAUGUCCUUUUUUAAGAAAAAUACCUUUUCCCUUAGUUAGAAAACAUAAUUUCGGAUUCAGUAUGCGAGCUUUUUGACUAACAUAGGCUUAUCAUUUAUUUGUCAAGCGAUUUGAAUAAAAUCCCUGAACAUUGAAAGGGGAUAGCAAUUAGCAAUAUUGUUAAUCUCUGAAAAUUGGAGCCCGUAGAAAUUCUCCUUUAAAAAAAGGCCCAUUAACGUCUUUGCCAUUCAGCAAUGUCGCAGUUUUUGAUGAAAAAGGAUAGCAAUAUUGGAAAUCUUUGAAGAUUUUGGUCCGGCCGAUAUACAUAAUAGUUUUUGAGAAAAUCUCCUUUAAAAGCUUGACAUUAUCAAAUACAAUACAAUGAUCUUAUUGAUGGAUCAUUGAAGUUUUUACUACCCAGCAAUGAUGCAGUUUUUGAUGACUUCUUCUUACUUAGAUAUUGCCCUGAAAGAGCUAAAAGUUGCACAAACUGCUCAAGUCAACCAUUUAUUUCAACCUUUGCUACCUCUGAUCUAUAACGUGGAAACCUCUGUAUAAUGUGGACACUUGGCUCUAUCUCUUUGGUGUGUUUAUGACGGUGGUUUUACUGUGAUACAGACAAGACACCUUUAAUGCAGACACACGGCUCUAUCCGACCUUCAGUGUCCAUACGGUAAGGUGGUCUGAAUGUAUUACAGACACCUCAGUAAUGCGGACACAUGGCUCUAUCCCUUUGAUGUCCGUAUGAAGGUGCCAUUUUACUGUGAUACGGACACCUGUAAUGCAGACGUUUCGCUCUGCCUCUUUGGUAUCCAUGAUAAUGAGGUUUGACUAUAAUACAGCCAUCUCUGUGAUGCAGACACUUGGCACUGUCCCUUUGGUUUCUCUGGAAAAUUUGUUUCGCCAGAAACUAGGUUGAGUUUAAUAUUUGAGGCCACGUUCAAAAGGAAGCCGCACGAAUUUUUGACCGGCAGAAAAAUUUGACCCGCACACUUCAAUCGGCACACAUAACCGUUCGAUAUUUUCGUUCUGUUCACAUGAAACUGACAAACAAGGUUGAAUUUUAACUUUUGUUUUAACUUUUGUCAGUCGGGGCAUGCGCACUUUAGCAAAUCGAAAAUGGCGUAUUCCAGCUGAGUAACCACUCAUCCAUGCUACCAUACCUUUGCCGUAUAAAAAUUUAGACGUUCAUGGUGUUCACACCAUCAUAGUUAGUCAAAUUUACAGGCUAAAAAAUUGACCCUCGAUUUUGGCGUUCAACGUUUGGAACGUCUAGGCGUAUAAAUAGAGACCUUUAGGUUCUUCGACGAGUACGACUACGAGUACGAGAUUUUCUCAAUACUAAGUCGUGCUCGCGCGUGAGCCAGCGUCAUUUGGGGAGGAGGGGGGGGGGGGGAAGGUUUAUGACAAAUAACAAAAAGCGGCUAUUCUAGACAUCAAAUCCCCUCAGACACACUGAAUUAUCUUUCUCCCUGCAACACUUUCCUUCCAAGCACAUAUUAUUUUUUGCACAUCUCCCAGCCAGCAAAAAUUUCCCUGUUAGGGAGAAAGGAAUUUCACCCAUUUAGCCUCUUUCAUAUUCUACUUCCACCCCCGUAAAUACACUGAACCAAUCGUAUGGGACUUGUAAAUUAAAUGACCGCUUUUUAUAAACCACGGAGCUAAAUGCAUCCUUAAGAUAUUUUGAAUAACUCUGGACUUAGGGCAUCGAUUAACGCGUUUUUAUUAUAGUACAGUUUUUAAAUCCAGAUGCGAUAAAAGAAACAAAAGAAGAAGAAGAAAAGAAAAAGAAGAAAAACUUUUACCUUAAUGUCCAUGUCCUUUUGCAUGUGUAAAUUCAACCUUUCGCGGCAUUUGUAUGUGGGGCGUUCAUACAAACCCGAUUUUAUUGUAUUUGAAAACGUAUGCUUUUCAUAUACCGUGGAGCUAGAUGUAUUCUCAAGAUAUUUUGAGGAACCCUGGACUUAGGUCAUCGAUUUAUGCCACUUUAGUAAAGCUUUUAAAUCCAGAUGAGGCAAUUUAGCCUUUUGAGGAAUCGAUUCCGUGGGUUGUCGGCAAUUUGCGGUUCUAUAGUCACGGGCAAAUUUUAAAACUAGAAAGCUUUUGAUCAAUUUUAGGAAAGCGGAAAAACGUGAUGAUAACAAAUUCUAAUCGGGGACAUUAGUGAUGACUCUUGGAGCUAUUUGUACAUGCAUUGAAUUUAAUGCUCCCUUGGAUAUCUCAAAAGCCACAUCAAGUUAAAGCUACCUCAGUAGGAACAGUAGAAUUUCUAAAACUGCUUCUCCAUGCAAUUGAACACUAUCGGCCAACCACUGCUAAUUGCAAGUUCCCCUAAAUGGGAAAUCAGUUUGCAAUAUGUCGCACGGUUUGUAAAUAACAUGUCACAGCAACCCAAUGAGGAGAACCAUCUGCUUUUUGAGUGGCUGAUCACCAUAUAAGAAACUUGACUACUGUAAUCUUAAACGGCAGGGUUGGAUCGGGAAAUGUUAGCUUGAGGCCAUACGAUAUUACAGGCAUUACAGGCGGCCGAAGCGUUAUUUCCACUAGCUCUCUUUAAAAUUAUAUUACUUCAAAUUAACUGGGAAGUCAAAAUCGAAAACGACAGCCAAACGAGUGAAGACGAAGAAAUUUUAUUUGCCAUGAUGACCGAGGAGUGUUCCGGACAUCUUGAAUAUACUACGUCAGUAAUUCUGGCUUUGCUCCACUCUUCCUCUGGGUUCAUGUCCAUCAUCGGCAAUCUCGUAGUUCUACUCGCUGUUUACCAAACGACCGUACUUCACACGGUUUCAAACUAUUUCAUUGCAUCGCUGGCAGCGGGCGAUUUUCUUGUAGGCAUCAUCAUCUGUCCUUUGUGGGUAACGAAGAGUGUUUUAAACAUUUGGGAAAACAGACAUCCUUUGACGUUAGCUGCAGAACUUAUGUCCGUCCAAACAUUGAUAACAACUACUUUUAAUUUGGCAGCAGUAAGUCUCGAUCGAUAUUUAGCCAUUACAAAUACGUAUUGCUACUUACAAACUGUGACACUGUUUCGUUGUUACUGUUCUAUCGUACUGAUUUGGUUGUUUUCCCUCGCCUUUGCCUGUCUUCGUUUGAUCAUCACAGAUCCAAUCGAUUUACCAAAGCUUUGGAUAACUGUGGCCUUCGUCGGUUACACCCUUCCAUUCGUGGUCAUAAGCUACAGCUACUAUCAUAUUUACAAAACCGCAAAUCACCACCAUCGUAGGAUUGAAGCUGAAGCACGAACCGUCACGGUGGUCUCCGAAGCUGGCCCAUCCAAAGUCUCGGGAGUAGCAGAAGCGAGACGAAACCGAAAGGCCGCGAAUACAGUCGGAAUCAUCAUCGGAAUCUAUCUUAUUCUGGCUCUUCCAAGCAUGGUUAUUGUAGGCAUUCAGCUGCUUACGAAAGACGAAUGUUUAAAGGUUCGUAUUAUUCGAUUUUGGUUUUGGGGGGCACUGUUCUCCUUUAGCAGCUCGGCAGUAAAUCCGUGGAUCUAC
Molecule: messenger RNA, 6725 nt
Organism: Porites lobata
Lineage: Eukaryota; Metazoa; Cnidaria; Anthozoa; Scleractinia; Poritidae
Source: the annotation of a GenBank genome assembly